AUGGGAAAACUCGAACGCAAGGCGCGCAGACAGAUUGCGCUGGCGGAGAAAGCCGCCACAACGACGCUCUCCUCGAGUGGCCCCUUCCCGAUCAAUCACCUCGCCACCGAAGUGUUUGAGACCAUUUUGCUUCUUACCUUGCCCGACGCACUCGCGAAUCCCACUUCUGGCUCCCACAUUGCGUACAAAGCGUACCUGAAUCGCUGCGACAGCAUCGACUAUCCCCGUCUCCUCAGCCGCGUCUGCAGGAAGUGGCGCGACGUUGUCGAUGGGUGCCCUGCCCUCUGGUCAUACAUCUGCAUUGACGUCGAUGCCUUCGAUGCCGGCUUUGACUACUACAACACCGUACUCGCGAGGUCUGGCGACCACCCUUUGUCCCUUUCAUUUAUCGUUAGCACUGGCAAGACGAACGAAGUCAGGCGUGCACUUAAUGGUCCCGUAUUUGCAGCGCACCUGCAGCGCUUGCGCAGGUUGAGUGUUCAGACUUUCUUCGUGCGCGACCACUCGGAAAGACCUCUAGAAGGGCCGGAGCUGCUGCCACUUGUCCCCGCUAUCGAUACGCCUCUGCUGGAAAGGCUUCGGAUCGACUGUAACAAGGCUGCCAAGAGCAUGGUUCGCUACCUUCGCAAGCUUAGCCUCGCCGAUAACGACAACGUACCUGCGAACUUGCGCAUCGUUUGCCAUGCACCGCGACUAAGGGAGUUUGUGCUGGAGGGCUUGGACAUGGACACGAUCCUCCCCCACGUUGCUUCGUCGGCGUCCUCUUACUUUUCUCUCCACAAGCUGGAACUCGCCGGGCUAAAGUGGUCGAUCAUGACGCGCCUGCGCCUGCCGGAUAUCGGACGGCGGGUGACCGACCUACUCAGGGUGCUCAAGCAGGCGACGCGCCUCGUGGAACUUCGGUGCGCGGUGUUCGAAGAUCGAGAGGAUCAACGCGCGCAGGAGGGCGGGAAUGAACACGCUAAGCUGGACCUGCCACUCGUCUUUCCUGAGCUCGUCACCCUACACCUCGUCCUCAUUCCCCUCAAAGCCGCCGAUGGCGGUGUCUACGACGACGACGAGAACCCCGAGAAACGCACCGGCCUCGAUCGAUUCCUGGGUGCGCUCGUCACGCCUGCCCUGACCUCCUUGUCCAUCACUCGUAGAGGAGAGCCGCCGAACGAGCGCGACGACCAGGACUGGAAUGGGGUCUACGGGCGUGUCAUCGGCACCAACGGUAAGCCCAAGGACAAGUUACACCCGCACCUCCAAGCCUUCCUGAACCGCUCCACCUGCACCCUCACCUCCCUCGCGCUCGCCAACCUCGUCCUCUACCCGCCCGAGCUAUUCAGAGUGCUGCUGCUCGUCCCCGCCGUGCACACCUUGCAUCUCAAGGACGCCAUCAGGCAGAUGGGGGCGGAGUUCUGGGCCGUCCUCGGACAGCGCGGGCCCCGCGGGCGGCCGGUCUUCGUGCCCUGCCUGCGCCGCCUCGUCGUGCGGCACGACCUCGGGGACGCCGCGGGCAGCACGUUCACCAGCGAGGACGUCGCGGAGAUGGUCAAUGCGCGGUGGAAAGCCGGGCGGGGCGGCGGGGCGCGUAUUGAGGUCGUGCAUCGGCGCCAGGUCCAUCAGCCGUCGAGGCUGCUAGUCCGGCAACGGAAAGGAUUGCGGCAUGCGGGGCAGGGAGGGCAGGAAGGGCCCAACAUGCGGUUCAGGCAUUUCAGGCCGGGUGGUACAGAGCUGCCGGCGCCACGGGAGGUUGCGAGUAAUGUGGAGCUGGAGCGAACGCAGGCGCGGGACGACUUGGAGUUGGUGUAUGUGGAGAUACCGGAGGGGACGCGGACUGAGCGCGAGGAAUGUCUUGCCGUGCUCAGAAAGGAGGAGUCCAUGAGCGGGCGAACGGAAAUCCUGUGAACGAUGAUGUGCUGACGUUCACAAACGAAGUCGGGCACAUGGUUUACAAGCAGUAAACAGAGCGUGAUUCCAGUUAGAGGUACAACGAUAGCAAUACGUACUGAGAUGAGAGGCACUAAAUUCAUCACACAACAUAAAAGACCUUCCACGGCAGUCCAUCUUACAGGGACGGAACGGAGAUGGGCAGCGACUGCUUCCAAGGGUA
This is a messenger RNA of Schizophyllum commune H4-8, 2098 nucleotides long. RefSeq lists its product as uncharacterized. The transcript has a single exon. The coding region runs from base 1 to 1893 and encodes 630 amino acids. The record is from RefSeq and is a predicted model, not a curated record. NCBI's taxonomy places the organism in Eukaryota, Fungi, Basidiomycota, Agaricomycetes, Agaricales, Schizophyllaceae.